Salvia splendens (bonfire salvia) is the source of this 1255-nucleotide messenger RNA. RefSeq lists its product as uncharacterized. Lineage: Eukaryota; Viridiplantae; Streptophyta; Magnoliopsida; Lamiales; Lamiaceae. The coding region runs from base 653 to 1255 and encodes 200 amino acids. The record is from RefSeq and is a predicted model, not a curated record. The transcript is spliced from 2 exons.
ACCGGACCAGGUGAAUAUUAUUUUAAUGUUGACUUAAUUUAUGAAUUUAUUAUGAAGUUAAUUUAGCGUUUGCAUUGCUGGUUUGUAGUUUGUGUGGACGCCAUAUGCACAUUGCAUACUUCCUGACUACUGCAGUGAUGUGAAUGGAUGUUCCUUGUGCGACACUUACUUGGUGUGUUGGUCCUAUGUCGAGGCACAUGAGGCUGGACGAGUGCGUCGACAGUUUAAUCGGUACCAGGAUAUUCCUCAAUAUGUAGAUAGGAUGCUAAAAAAUGCCGAUCAUUUGGGCAAAAAUGAUCGGCGUGGUAAGAAGGGUAACAAUUGGGAAAACACGCAUCAGUUCUACAUUGGGGAAUGGGACCUGAGGUAUGAAAGGUUACAGACAACCGAAGACGUCGUAACGAUGUCCAUUAACAUUCCUAUGAGUCCGGAGUGCAUGGCGUGGUAUAACAAGAUAACAGUGACGUACCUGACUCAGCCUGGGCUACGGUUAACUGCUGGGAUGAACGAGUCGACUUCUUCGAUGAGAUUACUUGUUGGGGGUUUUCAGCAGGUUUUUCAUUUAACUACUGAAGAAGAAAUGGACCUAAGAAUGCGACAAAUUCGAGAAAUUGCUAGACAUGUCCUUUAGUCUACGAACCACGCCGAUGUCAUGGAGUACCCGGCUUCCCAACACCAAGAUGUGGUCAUGCCUUAUCAACCACAAGUACUUCCACCACGUUGUGGAGUACCUGCUGUUCGGACUGGUGGACACGGUUUCACAAAGCAGUUUAGGAUGUUGCAGCCGCAUCCCGAUUAUGUAGUACCAGAGCCGAUGAAUCCAGAGCGUGACCUACCUCAGUGGUCUUCAUAUCCGGCGCAUGAGUCUCAAUCACAGUGGGACCGUCCCCUGUAUUCUCCAAGCCAACUUGAGCCUGAUUGGAAUCGUCGCCCCUAUUCACAAAGCCAAGAUGUGCCGCAAUGGAGUGGAGCCCGAGCAUCAGUCGAUUCAUUCUUCCAAAAUUAUCAGUUUGUGCCUCCUGUACAAGUUGAAGAAGGAGAUGAUGAUGAAGGAGAAGAAGAAAAUGAUGAAAGAGAAGAGGAAAAUGAGGAAGAAGAGGUUGUUCAGAACAUCCAUGUCCAACCUCGACCAGUUGCGGAGGGUUCAUCACGCGGCGGGGUUGUGAAGAUCAUGAGCAAAGUGUACAAGAGAUUGUCAACUAGGAAGAAUAAGGGGAUUGAACCGUCGAAAUACACUCCAUCGUCGUAUAAGUGA